ACACUCGGACCUCCGCCGUAGGUUCCGUAGCAUCUCUAAUCUCUUAGCGUGUGUCUGCCCGCGAAUCGUGAAGUUCGAUCGAUAUCACAACAGUUUGUUACUUUAACGGGCAUUUUACUAACGGACUGGAAACUUCGAAUCGAGGAUCGACGUGGUUACGAUCGACACUAUGGAUUGGUUCAGGAGCGCGUCUAUACGCGGACAGCAACGUCGUUGUUUGGCCCUCUGUCUGCUGAUCGUUUGCCUACUUUCUACCACGAAACAGGCCUACUCCGCGGACGCCAACGAUACGAAGGAUUCUUUCAGCGGAUUUGCGACCGACUGCUCCACAACGGACUCUAAAAACGUAUCUGUAUCCUGUUACGGAGUCAGGAUAGUCAGGAAAAUCAUGCAACAGCUAUUAGAGAAGUCUAGCAAGGAGCCUAACAUCGAGAUCUUUGAUGGCGUUAGUUUGGUCGAGGUACCAGGAACUGGUCCUAUUCGUAAAGGAAGGUUCAUGAAAGGAUUUGGAAAUAUGGGAACCCUGAUGCAGUUUCUGGAGGGAAGAGAACUCAGAAUUAAGCUACCAAGCUUCUUGCCGCAAAAUAUCGAGAGUGCUCUCCAAGAGAGUCUACCGGCUGAUCAAGCCAGAGCAGGUGGUGGUGGCGGAUUUGGAGGCGGCGGAUUCGGAGGCGGCGGUGGUGGUGGUGGCGGCGGAAAGAAGGGCGGCAAUGGCGGAAUAAUGCUACUGGCACUGAUGAUGGGCAAGAUGAUGGCGGCGCUAGGAUUCGGUGCUCUCGGUUUGCUAGCCAUGAAGGCGUUGAUGGUGUCGGCACUAGCGCUCAUGCUCUCGUUGAUUGUCGCCGUGAAGAAGUUGGCGAGCAGCCACGACAGCGGCGGUGGACAUCACGUAGUCUACGCGCAGGACGUCGGCCACCAUCACUAUCGGAAGAAACGGUCCCUCAGCGAGGAAGACCACGAUCUUCCGUACAGAGGCUACGCGCACCUGUUCGGUGAUUCGCGGGUGUCCUGAUCCAAUCGAUCUUCCACACACGUACACAGAGCCGUUCGUCGUAGAUCUUCUUCGAGAGUCAAGCCGAUACAGUAUAAUUAAACCGCGUUCGAAGAGACUUUACGAACGUGCCGCGAGAUACCACACGAGACAAGGACGGCCAUUCUCAACAGUGACAAUGACAUCGACACGGUAGUAGUGACAGACAUGACGGACAGAAUGUUAGAAAGUGACGCUUUAGAGAUUCGUUUUGCACGUGAAACGCGUAUACACAGUAUAGUGAUGAAAAUGUAACGAUCGGUUGUGGACCACGAUGAUUAUGGGACGGAAAAUCGACGACACGGACGGACGCUGAAAAAACCAAAGUACACCCUGUCGAAGCAUGUUUAUUUAUUAUUCUUCAUUCUCUACACACUCAUCCAUUCAGCCUCUUUUGUACUAUUUAUUUAUUGCGCAAUCGAAUAAAAAGUAUCCAACUA
Messenger RNA from Bombus terrestris (buff-tailed bumblebee), 1470 nucleotides. RefSeq lists its product as uncharacterized. Lineage: Eukaryota; Metazoa; Arthropoda; Insecta; Hymenoptera; Apidae. The transcript is spliced from 3 exons. Bases 170 to 1012 code for a protein of 280 amino acids. The record is from RefSeq and is a predicted model, not a curated record.